UUUUUUUUUUUUUUUUCAACUUUAACUAUCAUUCCAGAAUCAUCCGCAAACGCAGAGGAGCAAGAAAACCGGCAACUGCCAGUGCAGAAGCCUCUGAAAAGGCGAAUUUGUCGAUAUUUCGCUUCUGAAAAAUCCUGCUAUUUUGGCGAGCACUGCCGUUUUCUACAUGUACAGCAAUCAGACCAAGACAAGACCGAUAGGGCUGAGCCUACGAGCGCUUCUCAGACGGCGGAUCCGAUCCCGAAAUCUUCAAGAUCCGUAAUUCGGCCAACUGUAAUUUUGCUGAAUAGAAGUGAAAUAGGAAAACAGCCACAGCGGGAUGCUCGAGAAUCGGAGAUCAGUUAUUUCCGACGAAGAUUUCGCGAUGCAGAAUUUACUUUUAAUGACAAUUGCUGUUUCGUUGAGUUUCAGUACAGCGUUACCGACCCAGAAUGGGUGAGCAAUUUUCUGAAAUCGUCUGAAGCUUUCGAUAUGAAAGCUGUCAAAUUGAAAUGCAAAAUUCCCGAGGAAUAUCCAUGUGCCAUGCUGUGUGUAACUUUGAACGAUGCCGAUCUGCCGAUUCCAUUAGUCACUCAUUUCAACGGAAAAGUCCGCGAAUUUUUGGAAGUAUGUUUUUAUUAA
Messenger RNA from Gongylonema pulchrum, 621 nucleotides. Lineage: Eukaryota; Metazoa; Nematoda; Chromadorea; Rhabditida; Gongylonematidae. The record is from the annotation of a GenBank genome assembly.